CUCUCUUGGAUGACCUACACACCUCCAACCGUACGAGCGCCGCAUUAUGCAAAUAAAAUGUUAGACGCAUUGAACACUGUACCAGGAAGUAGUGGCUGAACCGAGAGAACAUCAGUCCUGCCAAAAGAGACUGGUUCCUCAUUCUGCUGCUUAGGUGAAGCAACAACAGACAAAUGAGGGUGAGAAGGUUGUAACGGGAAUUAUCCUGACAACUAUUCGCUUUAACUUCACGCGACAGGGCAGGCUGAUACCUAACAGGAAUCAUGGGUUGUAAAAAAUCCAAGCUGACCGAGGGCCAGAAUGGUGGCAUGCUCGAUAAAACACAACAGCCAGUACGUACUGACCAAACUGUAUAUGUGAGAGAUCCCACCUCCAGUAAGCCACAUACUAUAAAUGAUUCUGCUCCCUCCGGGUUGCUACCUGGUCAGGUUUUCCAGAUGGAAGAAAAGAAGGAGAGGGAUAAAAUCGUCAUAGCCUUGUACCCGUAUGAGGCUAUACAUGCCGAUGACUUGGGAUUCAAAAAGGGAGAGAAAAUGCGAGUUCUGGAGGAGCAUGGAGAAUGGUGGAAAGCCUGCUCUCUCACCACCAGAAAAGAGGGCUUCAUUCCUUCCAAUUAUGUGGCCCAAGCAGACACCAUGGAAAUGGAAGAAUGGUUCUUUAAGGAUAUAACCAGGAAGGAUGCAGAAAGGCAACUUUUGGCACCAGCAAACAAACCAGGAGCUUACCUCAUCCGUGAGAGUGAAACCUCAAAGGGAAGUUAUUCGCUCUCCAUCAGAGAUGUUGACAGCCAGGGCAUGGAUGCAGUCAAACACUACAAGAUCCGCAGCCUGGAUAAUGGAGGAUAUUAUAUCUCUCCGAAAAUCACCUUCCCAGAUAUCAGCAGCAUGAUCAAACAUUAUCACAAGCAACCAGACGGCCUGUGUCGUAAACUAGAGAAGUCCUGUGAUAAGCCCAAAGCUCAGAAGCCAUGGGAUAAAGAUGCGUGGGAAAUCUCCAAAGAGUCCAUCAAGAUGGUGAAGAAACUCGGAGCUGGCCAGUUUGGAGAGGUGUGGAUGGCAUAUUAUAACAACAGCACCAAAGUUGCUGUGAAGACUUUGAAGCCAGGCACCAUGUCUGUUGAGGCCUUCCUUGAGGAAGCCAACCUGAUGAAGACUCUACAGCAUGACCGACUGGUGCGCCUCUACGCUGUGGUCACCAAGAUCGAGCCCAUCUACAUCAUCACUGAGUACAUGGCCAAUGGGAGCCUUUUGGAUUUCUUAAAAAGUGAUACCGGCUGCAGAUUACAGCUCCCUAAGCUAAUAGACUUCUCUGCUCAGAUAGCUGAGGGCAUGGCUUACAUUGAGAAGAAAAACUACAUCCAUCGGGAUCUGAGGGCUGCUAACGUGUUAGUUUCGGAAAGCCUGCUCUGUAAAAUCGCUGAUUUCGGUCUGGCUAGAGUUAUUGAGGAUGACCAGUAUACUGCCAGAGAAGGAGCCAAGUUCCCGAUUAAGUGGACGGCCCCUGAGGCCAUUAACUAUGGCUCCUUCACAAUCAAGUCUGACAUGUGGUCAUUCGGCGUCCUCCUCUAUGAAAUCAUCACUUUUGGAAAGAUCCCUUACCCAGGCAUGAGUAAUGGAGAAGUCAUGACGUCUGUCCAGAGAGGUUACCGCAUGCCCAAACCCGAGAACUGCCCGGGUGAGCUCUACGAGAUCAUGACAAGCUGUUGGAAGGACAAGCCUGAUGACAGGCCCACCUUUGACUACAUGCAGAGUGUCCUGGAUGACUUCUACACAGCGACGGAGGGACAGUACCAGCAGCAGCCCUGAGAGGGGCAUCAUGGCGGGCAUCACAGGGGCCGCCAGGGCAAAAAUGAUCCACCCAGACUGAAAUGAAAUGAACAAACAUGACCUGGACGUGAUAGGUGUUCAGAGCUUUAUGGGUGCCAAUACAACUUGCUUGCUUUUUAAAAAAAAAAAAAAAAAAGGCAAGCUUUGAUGUAUUGUCUGUUGUACUUCAAAUUGAAGAUAUCUUUUUUUUUUUUUUUUUCUCGAGCUUGUACAGUAUAUGUGGUCAUGUUGAAGCCCUCAGGACAAUACGGAGAAAUAAUGCCUUUUUUCAGACCAACCUUGAACCCAUCUCUCAAACAUCUCUGUUGACUCUCUGUGGAUCAAUGACAUUGUCAUCUUGGUCUAGAACAAAGCAGCUAUCAGAAUAUACAGCGUCAGAUUUAUUAGCUACAUUUUUUUUUUAUAACAGGUAGGAAUAAGAGUUGUCUAAUGACAACAUAUUUGUAAAUCACCCUAAAACUGUGAAUGGUAGCUUUAGUUCUACAAAUGCUGUAUGCAGAGUUAAGGGGCCAUUGCAGAAUUGUGUAUAGUGAAAUAAAGUGAAGUAGUGAAAUAAAGACCUAACAGACUUGCUUUCUAUAAAAAGAAUACUCAACACUGAUUGAUUAAAACUAGUUAAUUUGCUGACUGAUGUGCAAACUGUAUUUUAAUAAUUUAAUCAGUGACAUCCUAUACAUUUCCAACCAGAAUACCUGGUGCAGGGACUGCCAGGUGUGUCUGGGUCUCCUUCAGAUAACCAUGUAUCCUACUGAAUUUACAAACUAGCUGUCAACUGAAACAUGGCAUUAAGAAAAUUAAACUAUACAUAAGUAUGAGUUGGUCUUAAUCAAGAAAGUUAAUAGGCUUUUAUUCCUUUCUUUUUACUCUUGUUUCAUCAUUGAAUCAAUAGCACUUUGUACACAUGUCAUUUGUAUCUGUAGAAUCAGUGUCUUAUUGCUGAAUAUGUGUCGGUACAUUGUAUACUAUUGUAUAACUAAUGAUUUCAUGUUAUGUUAAACUAUUGUACAGAUUAAAGAGCAUAGCCUAGA
Alosa alosa (allis shad) is the source of this 2854-nucleotide messenger RNA. RefSeq names its product LYN proto-oncogene, Src family tyrosine kinase (gene lyn). Gene Ontology annotation, molecular function: signaling receptor binding; ATP binding; non-membrane spanning protein tyrosine kinase activity. Bases 264 to 1805 code for a protein of 513 amino acids. The record is from RefSeq and is a predicted model, not a curated record. The transcript is spliced from 13 exons. Gene Ontology annotation, cellular component: extrinsic component of cytoplasmic side of plasma membrane. NCBI's taxonomy places the organism in Eukaryota, Metazoa, Chordata, Actinopteri, Clupeiformes, Clupeidae. Gene Ontology annotation, biological process: protein phosphorylation; cell differentiation; innate immune response.